CACUCUGUUGGCUCUCAAUGCUUCUGGCUGUAUUUAUGGUUGGGGAAGCAAUCGAUAUGGAUUAUUGCUAGAUUCUGAUAAUGACAUUCAAACUUCACUUCCUACUUUAUUACCUUUCGAUUACACCACCAAUGUAUUUACACAGAUUGCAUGUGGAGAGAAACAUUGCCUUGCUAAAAGUACAGCCACGAAUCAAGAUUCAAAAGUUUGGGGAUUUGGAGACAAUACUUAUCAUCAAAUUGAUGCCUCAACUGAUACCAUCAAAUACUCUCCUGUUGAUAUUACAAAUGGAAUAUUUGGUGGAGACUGUCAAGUGACAACAAUUUUCGCCACUUAUCAAACUUCUGGUGCAUCAUGUCCUAUGGAUGGAGGAAAUAUUGCAGUGUGGGGUAGAGACUUGACCAAAUUAGAUGGAAGUUACACCAAUGUGAAUGUUUUAACUUACCCAUACUUACAAGUACCAGCAAGGCUUUUGAAAGGUUAUUUUGUUGGAGAAGUAAUUAUUGCAUUCAACGAUUUGAAUGAAAUUUAUGUACUGGGUGAUAAUUCAUUUGGUCAAUCCUGUGUGGGAGAUUUAAAACUAGCUCAGUUUCCAUUAGAGGUGAAAAUGCCAUCCGAGUCAUUGGUGGUCUCACAAAAUUCACACAUUCAAAAGUUAUUCACCAUUUCUAGAACCAGUUUGAUAUUUUCUACCUUGAUUUCCAAUUCUUCGACAAGUGACAAAUUUCAAAUCACCGCAUGGGGAGCAGGGUCACAUUUGAACAUUGUGUCUAACACGAGUUCUAUCGAUCCUACCAUAGUAUUGAAUCAAACAUUUCCUUUCACAUUUUCUGAAAAUAUGACUUGCUUGGAUAUUUUUUGUGACUCGGCUGUCAUGUUGACAUCAGACGGAGCAUUUUAUGCUUGGGGACAAGCCACCAAUGCACGACUUGGUAUCGAUAAUAUAGAUGGAUAUUUGGACACUCCAACCAAGGUCACUGAGUUCAAUAAUUUAACAAGUGUAGCCACUGGAAAUAGUCACACGUUGGCCCUCACUUCAGAUGGUGUUGUUUAUGGAGUAGGGUCGAAUUCAAAUGGUCAAUUCUGUUUGGGAAGUUAUGACAUGAAUGCAAAAGAAUCAAAAUUUAGAAAAACUGGAGUUAACGAUUAUCUGGGAGUCCUUAUCGCUCAAAUAGCAGUUGGAGAAGAGACCAGUUAUUUUUUAACAUCUCCCAUUGGGGAAACCGUACUCGCAGGAAAGAAAGUGAAGAAAAUUAUUUUACCACCCACUUCACUCUAUUUGUUUAUAAUCACUCAAGAUGGAGAAUUGUACAGACAUUUGGGAAUUACAGAAAAAAUUACGUUACCCAAUGCACAAGAACAUGUCAUUGAUGUAACAACUUUUCGAGAUGGAACUUUGGAUUUCUUUUAUUUUGUCACUUCAUUGGGUAACAUCUACACAAUGGGAUCUGACAACUCGUAUUUUCAAAUUUCACAAGAUCCAACUGUGAAAAAAUUAUUGACACCCACUCUGUAUGCCACUAAGGAAUCCUUGGGAGGAGUGCCGUACUUGAUUUCUGCAAAUAAUUACCUUCAAGUAGUGGCACUUUCAUCCGGCUGGAAAUGUUAUGGUAUGGAUUCUACAAAUCCCAAUGUUUGUUCUGCAUCAGGAAUUUGUGUCGACGUCGAUACAUGUGCCUGUAAGAGCAAUGUUCUAGGAAAUGAUUGUUCCUUAUUUUCUUGUAAUGGAACCUUGAAAAACGAGACCAAUGUUUGCUCUGGAAAUGGUCAUUGUGUUGCUUGGAAUCAAUGUAAAUGUAACGAUGGAUAUACUGGAACUUGGUGUGACCAGUAUUCUUGUCUUCAAAAUGGUCUCGUAUGUAGUGGAAAUGGUGAAUGUAUUGGACCAAAUGUGUGCUCUUGCAACAAUGGUUGGUUUGGAGACAAGUGUGAAUUCAAAUCAUGUUUUUCUGAGAAUGAGACCUAUGGCGGAGCUUCUGCAAAGAAGAGAGUAACGAUGAAAGGGAGACUUUGUUCGAAAAUUAAUACAUAUUUGUAA
Molecule: messenger RNA, 2038 nt
Organism: Naegleria lovaniensis
Lineage: Eukaryota; Heterolobosea; Eutetramitea; Acrasida; Naegleriidae
Exons: 1
Source: RefSeq, a predicted model, not a curated record